UGUAUUUUAAUUUAACUAUAAAAAACUUUAUUAAAAUAAUAUGGAAGCCAUAUUACCUGAAAAACAGGUAAAAGAAGUCUUUUAUGCAGCAGCACAGGAUUUAGGAUUCGAUCCAUUUGUUGCACGCAAAUACGUGUUAAUAAUGAAAGAAUCCGAUCUCGACGUAUAUCCAGUUAUUGGCGAUGAGCGAGUUGCUUUGCUGCUAUACGGUUGGAUUAAAUGCAAUGAUUACGCUACGGAGAUGCUGCAAAAAGACAAGCAGAUAAAGAUUACUUCAAGCUUUAAAAUAAUUGCUACUAGUCUUACACAAUAUACAUUGAGUUUAUGGUUUAGUCAAGAAUGGAAUAAGUGUGUACCAGCAAGACAAAAGUUACUGUUGCACACAUUUAGGAAAAGUUAUAUAUAUUUAACCAAAAUGGCAAACCUUUGUGCAUUAAACUGGGAUUACAUUUUAAAUUUGUAUUCUGGACCUUGGAAUAAUCAAUAUAUAAAUCAAUUUUUUGAUAUAAAAUAUAUAAGACCAUUGGCGCUUAGGGAGUCAGUAGAUUGCAUACAAGCACAAGCAACUGCUGAGGAUAUUACUUAUGUCAAAACUGAGGGAGUGCUGCUUAUAUUAUUCCGCUUUAUUAAACUGCUUGACGCUGGUUCUAUGGAAGCUGUUAAACAAAUAUCUAUAUGUGUUAUAUCUGCUUGGAAUAGAAUUGUGGAGAGUCUAAGUAGUUCAAAGCGUAAAAAAAUGAUUGCAAAUAUGCAUGCGGAUGAAAAACGUGCUUUAAUAUAUAUAUGUCAUAUACACCUUAUGACCAUCUAUGAAAUGGAUAACGUGCAGGGAUUUGUCAUCGACAAUAUCAUUAACAAUAUUAGGUUUUAUCAUCAAAGCAUACAAGAAGCUUCAUCUAAAUCCAUACAUAAUGCAAAGGAACUAAAACAUACUUCUGCUCGUUUUAUUGCCUCAACUUGUAUUUACUUAAAUGUAAGUAGCAGUGAGUUUUUUGAAGCUAUCAUUGGUAAGUUCGACGUGUGCCUUUCAACGCUCUUCGGUACUAUAUGUAAAGCGUAUAUAAGCUACAUAUUAGGAAAUUUACUAAUGGAGAUAAAUAAUAAAAAUGACGAGGAUAUUGAAAACAAUCUAGAAAUUUUCAAACGCUUACUUAAUAGUUAUGUGAAAGAACGUGAACAGAGUGAACUUUUUAUUUUGGGAGAGAUGCGUAAAAAGGAGUGGCAAAAAACGAGCCACAAUCUUAACUACACUGUCAAUUAUGAAACAGACUUCAAAAGUAAAAUUUGUAAGGGUAAUCGUAUGAGCAAUAUUAGCAAAUGUGAAAAUUCCGAUGAGGAUGAACAAGAUACAUUGGAAGCAGAAGAUAAUCAUAGACGCGUUGAUCCUGUUUUUCAGAAUUUACCCAAUAACCUUAACAUAUUGCGUUACGUGUACAACAUUUUAGCAAUGAGAAAAUACAAAGGUUGGCACUUUGCUAAACUUGUACUUUUAUGUAAAAUUAUUGGUUAUGAACUCAAUGAAAUUGAGAAAUGGAGAUAUCAUCCUGGUUUAACAACCGAAUUUAUGUUAAAUUUAGAAAUAAAUCUUUCACGUUAUUAUGCCGAUUUAGCAAAAAUAUUUCAAGAUCAUCCAUUUAUGGAACAGGAAUUCUGGUUAACAGCGUUCUAUUUAGAUCCCAAUAACUUGAAUCGUGAAGCUGUUGCACGUUGUGGUAUGCGUAAUAGUAAACGAAUAAGUGAGGAGCAAGAAAAGCAGAAACGAUUAAAUAGCGAACCAAGCAAUACGGCUGAGACAGAUUUGAAAUUUGGUCUCUUAAGUUCAACUAUUGAUGUUAAUGAAAUAGUCAACAUAGUAAAUCAUGAUGCACCAAUUGAUGACUAUGAACCACUGUAUCGAGCAUUACGUGCUUUUCGUUUACCAGAGAAAAUAAUCAAAGAUUUAUUAACUGUAAUAUUUGUGCCACGUAAUAGUAGUUUCUCGUGGGCAUUAGAUUGGCACGAAUUAAAACAGCGUUGUAGAUUUUUGGCUAAACGUCCGGAACAUAAGCGUCAUUUAGUUGAACUGAGUAUGGCCGAAGCUAAUGACAGAUUAAAGUUUUUGAAAAUUGAUUAUGAUAAGUACAAAAAUCGUCCACAAUUGGAUUAUGGUAGCAUUGAAAGAGGUUAUGAAAAUGUUACAAAUUUAGCUGAUCUUACAGAAAGUGAUGAUGAUUUCCUUGAUGAGGAAGACUUUGAAGAUUACGAUGAUUAUCGUUCUAGAUGUGCUGAACUAAAUAAACAAAGAGCGAAAAUAAAACAAGAGCAUUUGGAUAUGCUGAGUAGUUACUCUGUAGGCACACGUCUAACACGUGCCCGUACAGCGGCAGCGAUAGCGUCUUCAACAUAUAAAGAGAUUUGCGAAGAAAAAGAUAAUGAUUCCAGUGGUUCUGAAAGUGAAAAUGAGGACUCAAAUGAUUCAACACCUCAUCAGUUACAUCAACUUGAUUUUUUUAAUGAUCAACAAAUGGUUGUUAAAUUAGAACCGCCAACUAUUAAAGAUGAAGAAGAUGAGGAAUUUACUGAAAUAUAUCAUCUGACAGAACUACUAAAAGAACGCACAGCAUUUUGUAAUAAUACAAGUGGCUUUAAAUCAUUUUUAGAUGUUUGGGAUAUUAAUGAUCUGGAAUUGAAAAAAGUCGAAUCUGAAACGAUUGCUACAAAUGAAAUCGAAAAUGCUUUGAGUAUUUUUAAGAAACUGGGUGAUCUGAAGAAAACGACGCACUCAAAUAUUUCCACAAAUUGUGAUUCAAUAAAUAUGGAAACAAAAAUUCACGCAGAAAUAACAACGUGUGAAAAAGAAAAACGAAAACGCAAACAACGGAAACACAGUAUUACAUUAGAAGCACAUAAAAAUAAGGAUAAAAAACUAAUAGAAAGCCAUACACAAGAUAACGAGUGCAUAUAUAAGAAGGCUAGUAAAAGGAAAAAAUUGAGCGAGAAGGAAGUUGAUUUAGAUAAUAAAAAACUCAAAAAAGAAGAAUCACGUCAUCCACUUGACAAUACAGAGAAGCUAAAUUCAGAGGCAGCACUAGAACAAAAGAAUCAUGAAGUUGAUGAAGUAGGUAACGACGAUAGUAAUAAACUUAAACAAACGGAAAACAGCAGCAGAGACAAAAUUUGUAAAGAAAUGGAAAUAACAAAUGAUAAAAUCAUAUCAAUGAUGGAUGCGGACCAAACCUCCGUUACUGUUAACAGUAACGACAGUGUGAAGACCUGUCUAUCGGUUACGUUAGAAAAAAUUCAAAACAGCGAAAUAAAUGACUUAAGUGAUCAAGUAACUGAAAAUAUUACAGUUGAAUCUAUUUUAAAAGAUACCGAAGAUAAUGUGUUGGCGAGUAAUGAUAACGAAGAAGAAAAGGAAAAUAUUUCACAUAUCAAUGCAUCAGUUGAUACAAAAUUAAAGUUGGCAUCACCUAAUUUAACAGAUGAAAAAGAUAUAGUUUCUGAAUCUAUUAUAAAUUCAAACACUAGUAGACCGACAUCUGGCGAAAUGGAUGCACAAUCUUUAGAAGAAAUAGGUUUGCCUAGUGGUUUAACGGGGGAAGAAAAAGUGGUAAUGUUGGAAGAUGAAACUCUUAACCGCAAGUCAUAUACACCCUCUCCUGUAAAUAAUUGUGAUAAUCUAAAUUCCAUCGCAUCAUUUAAAAGUAAAGACAAAACAAAAAAUAAACAUAAUGUUGCCAAUAAAAAUAUAUGUGAGGAUACUAUAUGUGAAGAAAAUUCAAAAGAAGAAAAUAUAAAACAUAAAUCUCAGGAAACUUUAGUACAAAUUUUGACAACUACAAAAACGUUAUCUACUGAUAGUAAAGUAGAUGGCAUCCAAUCUAUGUGCCUGAAUGAAAAUGAUAUAAAAGCGAAUAUCAUUACUUCAAAGGAAAAUGAACAUACAUGUGUUCAGGAAAAUCAUGCCAUAUCCAUACCACUGUCUGAUGAGAAUAAGAGUAGGAGUUUGACAAACGAAGGAUAUGAAUUUCUAGAAGAAAAAAGACUAAUUGUACAAAAUACCAUAUGUAACACACAACAUGAAAACUUUUGUGAAAAUGAAUACUCUAUUCAAGAGAAUAAAACUAAAUCUGAGCAAAGGAAUUCGAAAAAUAUAAAUUUAGAAAAAGCUACAACGAGGAAAAAGAGAAAACUUUCAGAAAUUGGAAAAACUAAAAAUGUUACUACUAACUUGGAGGAAGUUAAUAUGAAACUUGAAUUGGUUGUAGCAAAUAAAAUCCCCAAUGUAACUAUAGAUGAAGUUCCUGAAAUAUUAAACACUGUUGAUCAGAAAAUAGAUUCAUAUACCAAUGAUGAAACGACUUUGAAUUCCAUUAAUAAUGUCAACGACGGUGACCCUGGUAAAAACUAUGAGACUGUCAAUGAUAACUACACUGCUAAUGAUAACGUCAGUGUGAAUAAUAAAGUUACUGUUAACAAUAAUGAAACUAUUAAUGACAGCAAAAGUGUUAUUGGCUGCAAAAUUGGUAAUGAUAAUUGUAAUAACAGUAGUAAUGUAAAUAAAAGUGACGAUUUGAAUGACGAUGAAACCGUCAAUAAGGACAAUAGCCUUACAAGUGAUGGUACGGCUGUCGGUAAUAAUGAAAAUGACACCGCAAAUGAUAUCGUCAAUGAUAAUAACACUUCAAAUGAUCAUGUGACAAUGAUUGUCAAUAAAACCGACAAUAUAAAGAGUAUUGAUCUGUUUCCUGCAGAUGAAAUUAAUAAUGCAAACAAUACUAAACAUAACAAUAUAAGUGAAAACGAGAAUAUAAAAAAUAAUCAAAAACAGAUUCAUACUAAAAAGCCUAUGUCAUUUAGAAAUAGUGAACAUAAAACUGCUGCUAUUGAAAAUGAAAGUAUUAAUAAAAAUUCGUGCGAAAAUGCCAAAAACUCGAACCGUCUGAAUAUAAGUAAAUAUCAAGAAUUAAUGAUCUCAAAUACAGAAAAGCCUGAUGACAUGAACCAACCUAUAGAAGAUGUGGAGUCUAAAACCAAUAAUGACGCUUUGAUAAAUCUGUAUGAUAAUCACAGUAAUGAAGAACAACCUAAAGGUGUACACAAAAACAUAGAGAUGAACGUCAAGUUAAUUACAGAAUACGAUCGUUUAGAGAUACUUAAAAAAGAAUGUCUAGAGCGUCAAGUAAAAGUGAAUUUACAAAGAUUAACAGUGUCUGCUGUAUUAGAUGCAAAACUAAAUAAUCCAAAAGUGUUACUAAAACCUUUAAACUAUGAAAAGUUCUUAACGGAAAAGCUUAAAAGUCAAAUAAAAGAAACAAUUGAAACUGAAGAAAGUAAAACUGUUUGUAAUGCAACGACUGUGGAAGUAUCACAAAUAGGCAUGAAACGAAGUCGUCGCACUUGUGCUGCUAUACGAUUUCGUCCAACAUCUUCAUCCUCAACUGAUUCAUUUGAUGAUUAUAAGCGUAAACCCCGAAGUUCACGUUCAAAACGACCCAAAACCAAUGUGUCAACAAAAUCAUAUGCAACUAAGAAAACACUGGUUGUUACGCCGCGUAGUUCGAGCGGUCUGAAAUUGCGGAUAACAUCCAACGAAGCAUUACACAGCGUAACUAGAAUAUCAAUAGAUAAUAAAUUGGUACCGAUAAUUAAUAUACCUACCUCUUCAAGCGAGGAAGAAACAGAUCCACUCUAUCUGGAAGAAGUAGAAUUUGUUAGAUGUGACUAAUUAAUAACUAUAUUUUUUUUUUUGUGUCAUUUUAUGUUUUUAGUAUUAAUGUAAAAAGUAUGUGUAAAUCUUUAAGAUAU
Molecule: messenger RNA, 5790 nt
Organism: Teleopsis dalmanni
Lineage: Eukaryota; Metazoa; Arthropoda; Insecta; Diptera; Diopsidae
Exons: 10
Coding region: 41-5710 (1889 amino acids)
Source: RefSeq, a predicted model, not a curated record